AUGGGAGCGAACGAUAUCACGAUUCUCCUUUGGAUUUCAGUUACGCCUGGCUGCUUUUCUUGUCUGUACAGGAACAUACUAAGUGUAAAUAACAUUUUCGUAUGUUUAUGGUUUUGUUCAAGAAACAAAUUUCAGACUGAAGUAGAUAAUGUAUCGCUAGGUAAUAGGAAUGUUAAAAGUUAUUUACACAAAGCGAUCGUAAAAAAUUUGUGUUAUUGA
Messenger RNA from Adineta ricciae, 219 nucleotides. Lineage: Eukaryota; Metazoa; Rotifera; Eurotatoria; Adinetida; Adinetidae. The record is from the annotation of a GenBank genome assembly.